Strigops habroptila (Kakapo) is the source of this 1289-nucleotide messenger RNA. RefSeq names its product LIM domain binding 3 (gene LDB3). Gene Ontology annotation, biological process: heart development; actin cytoskeleton organization; muscle structure development. Lineage: Eukaryota; Metazoa; Chordata; Aves; Psittaciformes; Psittacidae. Bases 328 to 1266 code for a protein of 312 amino acids. Gene Ontology annotation, molecular function: actin binding; muscle alpha-actinin binding. The transcript is spliced from 7 exons. Gene Ontology annotation, cellular component: stress fiber; Z disc; filamentous actin. The record is from RefSeq and is a predicted model, not a curated record.
CCCUCCCCCGGGGUGGCGGCCCGGCGGGCGGGGGGAUGCCCACGGGAUGCCCGUGGGUGCGUGUGACCGCAGGCGCCGCCAGCUGAGGGCAGCGGCCGCUCCCGUGGGGGCGGAGACCUCUGCCCGCCGGUCCGCUCGGGGCUUGGCCGCGGCGCAACGGCCGCCCCACGCCCGCCGCCACCCACCCAGCCCCCCGCGUCACGGUAAAGCGGUGCGUGGCCUGAGGUAGCGGUGGCCUUCCGGCCGGCCUAGAAUUACCGGUUGCACUACUCGAGAUAACUGCAAGUGGGCAAGUGCCUUCCCGUUGCCUUGUGAAAGAGGUACACAAUGGCUUACAGCGUGACUCUGAAUGGACCUGGACCAUGGGGUUUCCGACUGCAAGGGGGCAAGGACUUCAAUAUGCCCUUGACCAUCUCCAGAAUCACCCCUGGCAGUAAGGCAGCACAGUCACAGAUGAACCAAGGCGACCUUGUGGUAGCCAUUGAUGGAGUCAACACUGACAGCAUGACCCACUUAGAGGCCCAGAACAAGAUCAAGUCAGCCAGCCACAACUUGAGCCUCACUCUUCAGAAAUCUAAACGUCCAGUGCCAGUUUCAACCACAGCACCCAGAAUUGAUACUCCCAGGGCUGUAAUUCCCCACCAGAAGGAACCUGCUUGGGAAAUCAAUGGCAACAGAACAACCUUCAGUCCUCUAACUAACACAGCGACUGGGCCUGUGGGUAGUGUUUUAGCAACCAAUGGAACGUUUUCAGGCUACCUCAACAAGCAAGAGAUCAGCUUUUCAAAUAGCUCUUCCUACUUAAAGACUACCACAGUUAGAACUUCCAUGUCCUCUCAGUCUGUGACUCCUGACAUUUCACCUGCAAAGAGUAAUCUAGGUGCAAAACUAAGCCCUGUAUUGACUGAUGGCAGUAGUCCUGUACACCAGCUGAGCCCUGCAGGGCAGUAUAACAACCCUAUUGGCCUUUACUCAGCAGAGACUCUAAGGGAAAUGGCUGAGAUGCAUAAAUUAAGUCUCAACCGAAGGGCUUCGGAAGGUGGACUUCCUAGAGGUACCCUUCCUCUUAAAGAUCCUCACGUAGACAGUGCCUCCCCGGUGUAUCAGGCUGUGCUUAAAACUCAGAACAAGCCUGAAGAUGAAAGCGAAGACUGGAGUCGCCGUUCUGCCAAUCUGCAGUCCAAGUCUUUUCGCAUCCUUGCCCAGAUGACUGGAACAGAGUACAUGCAAGAUCCAGAUGAAGAAGCCCUGCGGAGGUCAAGGUAGGCAACUCCCUGUGAAAAAUAUGG